AUGUUGCUAAAUGGUAACAGCCCUGUUUAUGACAAUGAAACAGUGUAUUUCUUCACGUCUGUUAAUGAUGCUACACCACACAUAGUUGUUGGUGCGAAGGAAUUCAAACAAUUAAACUUGAUGGAAUUUAAAACAAAUUUUGAAAAACUUUUAGACGAACAAGAUCCUUAUAUUGCCAGGUUUUACUAUUUGGAUGAUUCCAAGAAAGAAAUCGUCAAUAUUGCGAAUGAUGAUUGUUUGAAGGAGAUGUGGCAAUACUUUGACACCACAAAACAACAGAAAAAGAUUUUCUUUGAUUAUGAAACGAGAUUCAUAUUAAAUUAUUUACAGAUAUUAGGAUACGGAGAUUUAAAGUCAUAUGGAAAGGGUCAAAGAAGUCACUUAUACACAGCCCUAUGGAAAGGAAAAAAAGUAGUGAUAAAGAUUACCAAAGGUCCGAAAAAGGAGGUCAAGAGAGAGGUUGAGAAAGUAAUGUUGUUAGAAAAUUGCUCAAACAUUAUUAGUUAUGAACGUGCCAUUGAGUUUAUGGAUGCAUAUGAUAAGGAUUUUCAAUCCUACAUGGGUUAUCAUAUGGUUUUCUAUCCAAAUGGUGACUUGUCAAAUAUUCCAAAGCCAUUAAGUGAAAUAUCCUUUUUGAUAAUUGCAAUGAGAAUGGCCUCCAUUAUAGAAUAUUUACAGCAAAUGGAGCAUGUACAUUAUGAUUUGAAGCUAAGUAACUUUCUGAUUGGAUCGAAAGUUAUAAGAGGGUACGAUGUAAUUUACGAUCCAAUUCUAAUUGAUCUGGAAUAUGCUGCGUCUUUGACCUCCUUAAUUAAAUCAAAAGAAACCCUCACCAAAUCAAAAAUUCAAAAUCAAGCAUUUGCUGAAGAUUUGAAAAAUUUUGGGGAUUGCUUAUUGGAACUUUAUUCCCACGGAGAAAAUUGGAAAUAUCAAAACGAACUGAAAGAAUUAAUCAACAAAAUUCAAGAAGAAUCUUCAAAAGAGAUACCUUUAAAUAUUACUGAGAUUCUCAAGAGCUUUACAAUCAUGGCCUUUACAAUUAGACCAGAAUUUGCGUUAGAGUAUAACUCCUUUUCCUUAGCAAAUAACAAGAAUUUUAUGCAGAAAUUAAUUGAGAUCAAUCCAAUUGCUUUCAAGUUUGCUCAUGAAACUCUUAGAAAAGAGCAAGAGUUCGUUGAAAUGGUUUUGGAAAAAGAUGUACACCUUUUGAAAUAUGUUCAUUCUGAUUUAACAAGUAAGACUGAAUUUAUGGAAAAGUAUAUUCGAAAAGAUGGGCUAUUACUACAGUAUGCUGCUGAACACUUGAAAUGGAACAAGGAUUUUGUAAAGAUAGCAACAGAUGAAACAGCUUGCGCCAUCAUGCAUGUUACAAACAAAUUUGAUGGAUAUAUAGACCUACUCAAAGAAUGCUUGAAGAGAAAUCCCCACCUUCUAGAAUAUGCUUUAGAAAAAACAAUAGAUAUUGUAUUAUGUGCUGUUUCUCAAGAUCCAAUCACUAUUGGAUAUGCCACAACCUUCAAGAAUCAUCCUGAAAUCCAACAAGCAGCAAAAGAUUUUUACUGUAGAAGGAAACACAAAAGAAACGAUACAAAUAUCUUAAACACAUCAACUCCCUCAACACCAACACUCCCAGAAAACAAAAAACAAAGAAUUUCUAGAAGAAAUUACACUCCAUUGACAGUUUUUGGAUCCAUCAAAACAUUAAAUUAUCACCAAUGUAUUAAAUCCAUGAUGAUUCAACCUCUUGAUGACCAAUUCCAUAACAAAAUGUCAUUCCGACACCUGCAAUCCAAUUCCCAUCAGAGAUAUGUUAAACAAACCUAUUCUCUCGAUAUGCCUGUUGUAAAUGCUCAACAAGCUACUGUUGAAUUAUUGGAUUUGGAUAAUUUUGAUUCGGAAAGUGCAGAACUCUUUAAAACACCAUGUUUAUUUAUUAAUUCAAAUUAUGAAAGCGCCUUUCCUACUUGCUCAAUUAGAGCCAAUGCCAUCUUGCCACUUUGUUUGGAUUUUAUUGAAGAGAUUAACUUUCCUUUGUGGAAUACGGAGUCCAUGUUAUCAAUGCAAGCCAGUUAUGGACAAGAUAAAAAAGCCCAAUCCAUUCGUGUAGUUAUUAACAGACAUAAAUAUUUGGAAUUUGUAAAGAGAACUUUGUCUAGUUUGGAAUCAAGACUUUCCAUUAUUAAAUCAGAAGCUGCUGGAUUGGAAUCUCAAAAUAUUGAUAAUAUUAUUGAUGGAAUGAAGGCACAAAUCAAAGAAUAUGAAGAGUGCAUGACUUCACAAGAUCAAGAGCCUGAAGUUAAGAGUGCUGUUUAUGAAACUGUCUUUUUCAGUGUUAAUAAUGAAGCAAUCUUUAAGAAGGUUAUCAAACAAAUGUGGAAACAACAAAAGGAGAGUGUUGAUAAGGACUUGACUCAAUCUGACCUUACCUGUAAGACAAGUGAGGGUCAUGAAAUCACAAUCAAUUCCUCUAGAAGUGAUUUAUGGGAAAAGAUCAAUGAUGUUUUCAUUAUUGAAGAAUUUGAUGGUCAAGGACAUGUUUCAAGAUAUUUCGAGCGAGAUAACAAAAUUACCAAACUAGAAAUUGAACAUAUUCGAUCCAAUGUUCAGCCAAUUAUGCAAUCAUAUAAUACCAAAUUAUUAAGGGAGAAUUCAUGUCUCGAUUUGCUAGAUCUCUAUCAUGGAGUCCUGUACUGCCAAAGUGGCGGCGAACCAUCCUCAACAUCAUCAUUCAACGAAUCCAACAACAAUAUGAUGAAUCCUUCAAUGUUAAUGAUGGAAUCAGCAACUACCACUUCCUCAUUGCAUCCUUCAGCAUCCACCCUAACGUUUAGUAGCUCAUCCAGUAGUGAUGAAUCAACCAAUAAUCAACACCUUGCCAAUCUCCUUUCCAAUCUGAUGAACCUUAAUCAACCAUCUCCAGUCAGCCUUCUCCUUGAUAACCUCACUAAUAACGCAUCAAAUUCCUCCACUCUUCAAUCAACAUUUCCACAUGUACAAUAUUCAACUCCCUCCACUAACAAGAUGGCAAACAAGAUGCAUCCUUCCGAAUCACAUUCCGUUGUCGAUUCAUUCAAUUCGAAUCAUCAUAUUCUUGAAGACGAGUUUAAUAUGCUCUAUCCAAUACCGUCAUCCUCUUCCACAUGUCAAGAAGUGAACAAUAACAUCCAUAAUGAUAGUGAUUCUCUCCUGAAAUCAUUCAAUGAUCAAACAUGGUCUUGCAUGGAUUUUGAAACCAAAAAUUCAGCUCCCCUUAUUAAAGCAAUAUCUCCCUCAAUGUUUAAGGAUUUCAUGCACGAUGAUCAAGGAAGUAACCAUAUCAAAAACAGCAAUAUUUCGUUGAAAGAUGCAACAAUUUCAGAUCUAUUUCAAUCUAAUUCUCAUCAAUCAACUACAGCUGAUGAAAGUCCAAAUAUUUUCUCCAUGUAUGGCAUAUCUUCACUCUCUGAAAUGCAAACCUCUGAAUUGAUCACUCCAUUAGAAUAUUCGAAUAAUAACUUGCUUGAAAAGCAACAAAUCGUAGAGUACUAUUCAUCUCUUCUGCAAUCAAGAUUUCAACAAGUAUUUGGAAAUGCAAUAAGCGAAGAUGUUUACAAUAGCCAGUUAACUACACAACAAUUUGUAUAUUAUGAUAGUUCACAAUUGACAAGCGAGCAAUAUAGAAAACCACUAAAUCUCAAGCUAGAUCUCUCAGAUGCUGAAAUAGAAAUAAUGAGAUCACUAUUUGGAAAGCAAACUAUCCCAACAGGAACUUUGAAUCGAAAAUGCAUUCAAGCAUCGAGAAAGAACUCUGUUUGCUCUUCAGGAUCGAUUGGAAAGCAAAUAACUAAAGCAAGCAAGACAAAAGGAUCUCCAUCUCGAAAGGGAAGAAAAUGUCAACCAGUUCCAAACAACUUUUCUCCACUUAAUGAAGAAACAGGCAAUUGGAGAUUUUUCUCAUACAAUGGUGAUGUCAAAGAACCUUUUAGUUUAGAUCAAGAAUCUCCUUCAAAAUUAGUUUUUUACAAAUUUAACCCAGUCAAAUAA
Messenger RNA from Naegleria gruberi, 4023 nucleotides. RefSeq lists its product as uncharacterized. Lineage: Eukaryota; Heterolobosea; Eutetramitea; Acrasida; Naegleriidae. The record is from RefSeq and is a predicted model, not a curated record. Gene Ontology annotation, biological process: protein phosphorylation. Bases 1 to 4023 code for a protein of 1340 amino acids. Gene Ontology annotation, molecular function: protein kinase activity; ATP binding. The transcript is spliced from 3 exons.